Molecule: messenger RNA, 1160 nt
Organism: Impatiens glandulifera
Lineage: Eukaryota; Viridiplantae; Streptophyta; Magnoliopsida; Ericales; Balsaminaceae
Product: adenylate kinase 1, chloroplastic
Exons: 4
Coding region: 67-924 (285 amino acids)
Biological process (GO): nucleobase-containing compound metabolic process
Cellular component (GO): mitochondrion; cytoplasm
Molecular function (GO): ATP binding; AMP kinase activity
Source: RefSeq, a predicted model, not a curated record
UUCUUCUUCUCUCUCUAGCACCGCUGCCUUGUUUUCUUCUUCUGCGAUAAGCAGAUCCAAAAUCCAAUGGCGGCCGUCAAUCGUCUGCUUAAACCGUCGCCGUUAUCCUCCUUCGCCGCUAUCUCCUUCCGGCGAUAUCUAUCCACCACCGCUGCUACAUCACCGGAGACCGUUCACCGCACGAUUCUACAUCCUCCGCGUUUAGAUUCCAAGGUCAGAAAUGUCCAGUGGGUGUUCUUAGGUUGUCCUGGUGUCGGUAAAGGAACCUAUGCUAGUCGCCUAUCUACUCUCCUAGGCGUUCCUCACAUCGCUACCGGAGAUCUCGUUCGCGAAGCCCUCGCCUCUAAUGGGCCUCUCUCUAAUCAGCUAGCUGAAAUUGUAAAUCAAGGGAAGUUGGUUUCAGAUGAGAUCAUAAUAAGCUUGUUGUCGAAGAGACUAGAGGCUGGAGAAGCUAAAGGUGAAUCUGGCUUCAUUCUUGAUGGUUUCCCUAGAACAAUAAGACAAGCGGAGAUAAUGGAUGAUGUAACAGACAUUGAUUUGGUGGUUAACCUAAGGCUGCCAGAGGAGAUUCUGGUCGAGAAAUGUCUUGGGCGAAGGAUUUGCAAUGAAUGUGGGAAGAAUUUCAACGUGGCCACCAUUAAUGUGAAGGGUGAGAAUGGACGACCCGCAAUCACCAUGGCUCCACUUCCUCCUCCCCAACAAUGUGCUUCGAAGCUCAUCACUCGAGCAGAUGAUACUGAGGAAGUAGUGAAAGAAAGGCUUCGUAUAUAUAGUGAAAAGAGUCAACCUUUGGAAGAUUUCUAUAGGAAUCAAGGGAAAUUGCUAGAAUUUGAUCUUCCUGGAGGGAUACCCGAAUCCUGGCCAAAGUUGCUUGAAGCUCUUAGACUUGAUGAUCAGGAGGAAAAGCGAUCUGCCAUAGGUUAAGUCCUUUUGCAUUUACUAAACUAAUAUCAUUCUUUUGCAUGUUGUUCAAGGUGCUGCAUGCCAAACAAUUUUUGCAGAAGCAAGGCAAAAAUAGCAUCUUGUCUUUUUGAGGAAUAAUUAUUUUGAACAUGCCAUGUGUGAUGGCUUUGAAUUUCUUUUUGUUGUUUGAUGAGAUAUAGGGUCAUUUUGGAAUUUCGGAUGGAAACUGUCAAUAAAUUUAUGAAAAUUGCGUUAAA